AUGCUUCUUGCUUUUAAUUUCGUUAAAUUGCUACUGGUAUUCAGAUGGUUAAAACCAGUAGAACGCAGCCUAGUGGUUCUAGUAAUCGCAAGAAAGCAAAAAAUAAAAAAAAUUGAAAUUGCAAAUGUUAUGGCAAAAGUUCCUUGCAUAAACUCUUAUUUUAAGGCUAAUAACGGCAAUAACGUGUUAAACAGCCCAGAAAAGACGUCAAAAGAUAUUGCCAAUAGUCUUAUUACUGCUAGUUCACAAACGGAUGAUUUAACUUCUAGUAACUCAAAUUUAUCAUGUUAUCGUACAAUGCUUGUUAGUUCUGUUAACAUUGAUGUCAAUGAUGAUGAUCUAUUUCCAACUGCAAACAAUAGUUUAAAUAUUGACCUUCCUCUUACUUCUAUUAUUGGUGAUGUACAAACUACUACUAUUCCCAAUAAAGAUCCUGCUUUGUGGGAUUUAAAUGAAAAUACUAGAGACUAUAUAACACUCAAUGGUUUUGAUCAAAAUUUAAAAGAUACAAACUUUUCUUCGUCAAAAAGGUUAUGUACAAAAGUAAUUCGUGGCACAAAAAAAUCGUACUACAGAAGCUUCCACCAAAAUUUUAUCAAAACUAAACUUAUAAACGGAAAAGAAAUGAAAAAUAGGAGAAAUAAACUAGGACGAAUUGAUAGUCAACUUGUUUUACAAGUCGAGACCGAAAUUAAAUACUUUAAAGAAGUUCUAACCAGAAUAGUAGCUGUGGUGAAAUCAUUAAGUUCUAGAGGACUAUCAUUUAGAGGUCAUAAUGAUAAAUUUGGAUCAACUCAUAGUGGCAAUUUCAUCAUGUGUUUGGAACUAAUAGCAGAGUUUGAUCCUUUUCUAGCUAAUCAUAUUUCAAAAUUUGGAAAUAAGGGUAAAGGAAAACCUGUAGUGAGAUUCUUACAAUUUAUUGCUAACUCUGGACACAAAUCUGAAGAUUUGGCAGAUGCAAUAUUUAUGGUGAUUGGAGAAAAUGAAUUAGAUAUUAAGAAUUGUCGAGGGCAGUCAUAUGACAAUGCAUCAAACAUGUCAGGUGUGUAUUCUGGACUUCAAGCUAGAAUAAAAGGUGCAUGUCCUUAUGCUAUUUUUGUCCCAUGUGCAGCACAUUCAUUAAACUUGGUAGGAGAGUACGCUGCUAAUUGCUGUACACUUGGUACUGAAUUUUUCAAUUUUCUUCAAGCUUUAUACACAUUUUUUUCUGCAUCUACGUAUCGUUGGGAAAUAUUGAGUGACUACCUAACUAAUUCUAAGAAUAAAACAGUAAAAAGAUUGUCUGAUACUCGAUGGGCAGCUAGACACGAAGCUUGUUCAAGUCUUUCUCAAAACUGGACAGAACUUCUUAAAGCAUUGAACAGUUUUGUUGAAAAUCCAAUAGAAAAUUCUAAGACAAAAUGUGAAUCAACUGGGUUAAUAAAAAAAAUGAAUAGAUUGGAAAUGUGUAUUCUUGUGUCAUUUUGGAAUGAUAUUUUAGAGAGGUUUAAUAGUACAAGCAAGAAAUUACAGACUAUUGAAAUUGAUCUGACAAUUUUUAUAAACCUAUACACAUCUUUAAUUAAUUAUGUAACAGAUUUAAGAAAUACUUUUUCACACUAUGAAAAACUAGCUAUGGAAAAAUCUGAAAUUAAAGAGUAUAAAGUUGUCAGGAAGAAGAAAAGAAAAAUUCCAUACGAUGAAUCAUGUCAAGGCGACACAUCAUUUGAAGCUAGAGAAUCAUUUAAAAUAAACACAUAUUUUGUCAUAAUAGAUUCAUUACUUUCAGAGUUAAGGAAGCGUAAAAGCUGUUAUGAUGAUAUUAAUACUAUGUUCGGAUUUUUUUCAAACAUGAUUGAUUUACCAGUAAUUGAAGUGAGAAAGAAAGCUACCAAAUUACAGAGUCAGUAUCCUGAAGAUCUCGAUGGAUCAUUUAUAAAUGAAUGUAUUCAUUUUCAUGGAUCCUUAAAAAGUUUACCAGGAAUUGUAUCACCAAAAUCUAUUUUAGAAUUGUGCAAAAUCAUCGAAGAUCACAAUAUAGCAGAUGUCUACCCAUAUGUAGAUAUUGCGUUACGUAUGUAUUUAUGCUGUCCGGUUUCUAAUACUUCAGCUGAACGGUCAUUUAGUGUUCUGAAAAGAGUGAAAUCAUACUUGAGAUCUUCAAUGAAUGACAACCGUUUAAACAAUUUGGCAAUUUUAAAUAUAGAAUGUGAGAUAACUAAAUCAAUUAGUUAUAAUGAGGUCAUUGAAGAUUUUGCUGCUCAAAAAUCUCAUCGUAAAAUAUAA
Molecule: messenger RNA, 2265 nt
Organism: Myzus persicae (green peach aphid)
Lineage: Eukaryota; Metazoa; Arthropoda; Insecta; Hemiptera; Aphididae
Product: zinc finger MYM-type protein 1-like
Exons: 6
Coding region: 1-2265 (754 amino acids)
Molecular function (GO): protein dimerization activity
Source: RefSeq, a predicted model, not a curated record